Acanthopagrus latus (yellowfin seabream) is the source of this 3761-nucleotide messenger RNA. RefSeq names its product gastrula zinc finger protein XlCGF26.1-like. Gene Ontology annotation, biological process: regulation of transcription by RNA polymerase II. Gene Ontology annotation, cellular component: nucleus. The transcript has 3 exons. The record is from RefSeq and is a predicted model, not a curated record. NCBI's taxonomy places the organism in Eukaryota, Metazoa, Chordata, Actinopteri, Spariformes, Sparidae. The coding region runs from base 506 to 2764 and encodes 752 amino acids. Gene Ontology annotation, molecular function: RNA polymerase II cis-regulatory region sequence-specific DNA binding; DNA-binding transcription activator activity, RNA polymerase II-specific.
GUCAACACAGACGAGCUAGCUUAAAUCGUUUUAGGGGAAAACAAAUGUUCUGACGGGCUAUAAGGUGGAAAUUGCUGAAUAUAUAUCAUAUUCAUUCUAUAAUUAGGGGUACAUGUCAUGUCCAUCGACUGUAUUUAUCAAUUUAUUGAUUUAUUCACUUCAAGCAAUGAUCAGUUUUACAUCAGGGCACAUUUGUCUUCUGUUUAAUACAAAAAGUCAGCAGAUCCCAUCAUUUAUUCAGCAAAAAAUGCAUAUAGUAAACUGAAAUUGGUUGUUCUUGUGGUGUCCGAUUUGCUAAAUAUCAGGUUUUGCUCUUCAGAUUAAAACUAAAUUACGUAUUUUUAACAUUCUCAUAAAUAUUUGUUCAGAAAUAAUUAUUGAAAUAUGAUAAAGGCAUUUUAAAAUCUAUUUUGCGAAUUCGUGUGCAUUAAAUCGCCCUUUUUAUGGUGUCCGAGAAAUACCUGUCCACUUUGUUACUCACUGAAGUAACCCCCAAAAACCAGCAAUGGUUUGCUCGUGCCCGGCAUCACUCGACGUCACUUCCUUUUGGGAGGGAGAUGUGAAGACGUUGUGGGAAAUGGGUUUAUCUGCUGCUGAGCGGCAGCGCCAGUACAGGGCUCGGCGUAAUGCUGAUCCUGAGAGAAGAGCUGCAUAUUUACAGAAACACAGAGAGAAGUGGCAUGAUGACAAAAAACGUGGGAAGGUGAAGAACGUGAAAGAUCUAAGUGAGAGGGAGAAGAGAAAGAAACAAGCUUACUGGAGAAGAGCCCAGCGCCGGAGCAGAGAGAGAAAGAAAGUGACCGAGUGCCUGCUUACUCCACCUCAGAGUCCUGAAGCUCAUCCACAGCCUCGGUCGUCAAGACAGAGAAUUGCUGCAAAGAAAAAAGUUGAAAGGGAGUCCGAGUUAUACAGGGAGCUUCAGACUUUGAAGGAAAAACUCAAACAGCAGAAAAGAAAAACGGACAAAUUCAGAAAAAAAUGUGAACGACUGCAGCAAGAUUCAGAGUCACGCAGAUCAAAAUCCAGGCACCUGUCAAGAAGGAUUCCUGUGUCUACAGAAGUGCACAAAACUUUACAACUCUGCAAAAAGUGUGCCUCCACCAAACACAAACAUCCUAGACGGGUCAUUGCAGCUCUGGUGUCAGGACGGAUCUUGAAAAAAUACAAAUUCAAAAAAAGAAUUCAGGAGACGCUCGCGAUUUCAAGAAAACAACAGAGUCACAGGGAGAUAUCCAUCCUCUCCAACAAGCUGAAGUAUAGAUCUCUAUGCUUUACACUGCACAACAAAGUUCUGUCCUUCUUGACAAGGGAUGAGAAUAGCUGCCUCGCAGCUGGGAAAUCGCAAACAAUAACAAGAGGGAAGAUAAAGAAACAGAAAAGGUUCUUGAACGACACCAUGAGAAACCUGCAUAGGAGAUUCCUUCUUGAGAGUUUUGAUUGCAAAAUCUCAUAUUCUUUGUUCUGCCGUAUGCAGCCGUUCUGGGCGGUCCAGCCGUCCAUUGCAGACAGACAGACCUGUCUUUGCAAGGUACACGAGAAUCUCUGCUUUCUUGUUGAGAAGCUACAUUCACUCCGACUCAUUCGGGGAACGGACUUGGAGAAAAUGGCAGAGUCAAUAUGCUGUGACUCAAACUCAAAGGGCUGCAUGUACAAUGAAUGCCCUGAUUGCAAAGAUAGAGACUUUCCAGUAGUGAGUGAGGGGGAUUUGCAAGCAGUAGUUUUUUUCACACAGUGGACAACAGAGACUGUUCUCAGAGAGAAGAACAAGGAAGCUAAAAAAGAGAAAGUGUCUGUCAAAAUCACAGCGAAAAAGAGGACAGAGGCGACUUUGCAGAACCUACUUGAGCUCUUCCAGCGCCAGCUUACAAACUUCAAGAGACACCUCUUCAACAUACAACGUCAGUUCACCUACUACCGGGAAUUAAAGAGGGGCAUGACAGAUCGUGAAUGUUUAAUUCAUGUAGAUUUUUCAGAAAAUUACACCUGCAAGCACUCCUCCAAAAUCCAAGCUGAACAUGUUGAACCAAACCAGCAGCAGGCGACGCUCCACGCUGGAGUUCUACAUGUUGGUGGAGUGGAAGAACAUGUGUGCUUUGCCACAAUCAGCCCAUCAAAGGAAAAAGGCCCCGCAGCCAUAUGGAGCCAUCUAUCGCCAAUACUUGACCUGGUUAAGACUUCCUGUCCAAAUGUGACCGUGGUGCAUUUUUUCAGCGACGGGCGAUGCACACAGUACAGUCAGAAAGGCAAUUUCUAUCUGUUCUGCACUAAGCUGCAGCAGUGUGGGUUCCAGUCAGGCACUUGGAACUUUUUUGAGGCGAGCCACGGUAAGGGUGCUCCAGAUGUGGUUGCAGGCCUCCUGAAAAGGACAGCUGACAGGAUUGUCAGCCACGGGAAAGACAUCCGUAGUGCUGAACGCUUUUUCAACGCACUGGUGGAAGCUCAGACCUCAGUCAAACUGUUCUACAUCAGUGAGAAUAAGAUUAAUGAAGCCACAAAGAGCAUACCAGAUAGACUCCCGGUGGUGCCGUCAACCAUGAGCAUUCACCAAGUCGUUACAGUUACCUCGGGACAAAUCAGCUACCGUGACGUGAGCUGCCUCUGCUCAAUGAGACCGACCCUGCAGUGUCAGUGUUACAACUCCCAAAACCUUCACUUUCAACACUCGGGCAGCAGCGCCCACACAGGAGGACAACAGUCGGAAUCCAUCUGUAAUUCCUUGGCAAAGCUCAGCCAUCGUAGGCCAGUGGUGUUGUCUGAAAUAUGAUGGUGACAUUUAUCCUGGAGUGAUUCAGGAGGUGAAUGAAACGCAUGUAAAUGUCAAAUGUAUGCACCAGAUUGGAGUCAACCGCUUUUUCUGGCCACAGCGGGAUGAUGUCCUCGAGUGUUUGCAUGGAGAUAUAAUCACAAUGAUUCCUCCUCCAACUUCUGUGGCCGCAGGUCACAUGGAGAUCAACCGGGACAUAUGGUCCAAGAUCUCAGACUUGUGAACUGUCUGAAAUCAAAAGGAACAUGAAAGAACAAAAGAAAAAUCUGUUUAAAUCUGUUGAAUCAAAAUAAAGAUUUUUUCUUGAGAAAAGGUUUCUUUUGUUCUCCUGUCCUGUCAACUGUGUUACAUGUGGUUUUUGUAUCAUAGAUCUUUUAAAUGUUGGAUGAACUGUAACAAAAAAAGACAAGUAGUAUCUCUGGAGAGGGAAGUCUUACAGAAGGAUGAUGAAUAACUCUAAAUUCAAUUUAAUGUGGAUUUCUGUUGAAAGAUAACAGAUAACCUCAAUGUUAUAUGACAACAUUUGUCUGUAACACAGUUGACAAAAUAAAGAAUCAAAUGUGUAUUUUCUUAAAAAGUUAUUUGACCCUAAGCUUGCCAAUGAAUGACUUAAGGGUGUAUAUAAUGGAAACAUCUAGUUUAUCUAUCAAGAAAGAAUACUGAUAUUUUGACUUUUUGGUUGAAAUGAAAUGUACCCCUUAUUAUAAAAUGACUCAGUAGCGACGGCUUCAUUUGGGUUUUUUUUUUAAAGUUUUGUGUUUGUUUUAAUGGCGUCUGAUAGAAACAAUAAUGAUCUAUAAGUUAAUUUAAGGUAAACAUGGCAAAUUCUAUCAGUACACAGGUCACAGCUGCUUUUAAUGGGUUUUACUGUUUCUUCUUCUGUUUCAUGUUAAUAUUGAUUAUGAAAAUUCAGCAUGUCUUUCCAGUAGCUUCCAUGUCAUGUGACCCAGUGACUCCUAACAAAUGCCAAAUGGUAUUAAUAAAAAGGACAAAUAAG